Oncorhynchus nerka (sockeye salmon) is the source of this 4549-nucleotide messenger RNA. It is a transcript of the gene slc14a2, whose product is annotated as solute carrier family 14 member 2. Bases 80 to 1564 code for a protein of 494 amino acids. Gene Ontology annotation, cellular component: membrane. NCBI's taxonomy places the organism in Eukaryota, Metazoa, Chordata, Actinopteri, Salmoniformes, Salmonidae. Gene Ontology annotation, biological process: urea transmembrane transport. The transcript has 10 exons. Gene Ontology annotation, molecular function: urea transmembrane transporter activity. The record is from RefSeq and is a predicted model, not a curated record.
AAACAGUGGUGGGAGACCUGCUACAGCACAGCUUCACAGCAGCUGCCACACACAGCACCCUGCCCUACUGGAAACAUAUAUGCCUGGACUACAUCGCACAAAGGAUAUUCCCAAGAAUAUCUCCAGUUUCUAUAGUGCCUUAACGCAAGAACUUGCAUCCGCAUUCCAGUCAAAGAAAGAGCAGCAGCCACUGAUGGCCAACCCAGAUCCAGAGAUGUCAGGGGGCUGGGAGCAGAAGGCGGCUCAGGGGGAGUCUGCAGUCCACACCUGCCAACAGAAGGCCAAGGCCCGGCUGCUACUGUUACUGUCCUACAUCUCAGGAGACAUGGAGGUGUUUGCAGAGUGGAUGAAAAAACAGUUCUUCCUACUCCAGCUGCUAGACUGGGUUCUCCGUGGUGCUGCCCAGGUCAUGUUUGUCAACAAUCCUCUGAGUGGCCUAGUGAUCUUUGCUGGGCUGAUCCUGCAGAACCGCUGGUGGGCUCUCAACGGCUUCGUGGGCACACUCUUCGCCACCAUCUCUGCCCUCAUACUGCAACAGAGCAGGGGUGCGAUUGCAGCGGGGCUGUAUGGUUACAAUGGGAUCUUGGUGGGGCUGCUGAUGGCCGUGUUCUCUAACGCUGGAGACUGGUACUGGUGGCUCCUACUGCCCAACAUCGUCAUGUCUAUGACCUGCCCUAUAGUGUCCAGUGCGUUGGCGUCCAUUAACAGUCGUUGGGACCUGCCAGUGUUCACUCUUCCCUUCAACAUCCUGGUAUGUCUCCACAUGGUGGCUACUGGCCACUACAACCACCACUUCCCCCAAGUCCUCAUCCAGCCGCGCACAGAACUAGCCAACAUCACCUGGGCUGAGGUCAACGUAGCUAAGCUGUUCACAGCAGUGCCAGUAGGUAUAGGCCAGGUUUAUGGGUGUGAUAACCCCUGGACAGGAGGAAUCUUCAUGGUCGCUCUCUUCAUUUCCUCUCCCAUCACCUGUGCUCACGCUACCAUUGGAUCCGCAGUCGGCAUGAUCUCAGGUCUGGCCCUGGCAGCUCCAUUUGAGGCGAUCUACUUUGGUCUGUGGGGGUAUAACUGUGUUCUAGCUUGCAUCGCUAUUGGAGGGAUGUUCUACGCUCUCACCUGGCAGGUACACCUGCUGGCAAUCACCUGUGCUUUCUUCUGUGCAUAUCUGGGCUCAGCCAUCGCUAAUGUCAUGUCCACAUUUGGCCUGCCAGCCUGCACCUGGCCCUUCUGUCUCUCCGCCCUCACCUUCCUUCUGUUUACCACGGAAACCAACACCAUAUUCAAGCUGCCGCUGGCUAACGUGGCCUACCCAGAGAGGAACCUGCGCUUCUUCUGGAAGCUCCGAAAGAAGGAGAAGCUGGAGAGAGAGGAGAAGGAAAUAGAUGAGGAAAAGUGGAGGGCAAAGGAGCAGGAGCUGCUAGGUAACGAUAAAGAGGUGCUGAGGAUGGAGAGAAUGGAUGGCAAAGAGAAGGAAGGCAAGGAGAUUAAUAAAAUGAUGAUUCAGGAGGAAGAGAUGAUGGAGGUGGCCUUGGGUGAAGUGAGCAGCAUGGCAGAAAAUGUCUGAGCUCAUCAACAGACUCCAGAUGUUUUACUAUGUACUAUGAUGAAAGACAGAUGGGUGUGUGUGUUGGUAGAUGGUGUCUGAAGUGUUCGUUUUAACGUUAUACAUACUGUAUGUAACUUAUCUUAUUGUUUAUUACUUCUGAAAAAUGCCCAAAGCUCAGGUAACUAGCCCUCAGGUAACUAGCCCUCAGGUAACUAGCCCUCAGGUAACUAGCACUCAGGUAACUAGCACUCAGGUAACUAGCACUCAGGUAACUAGCACUCAGGUAACUAGCACUCAGGUAACUAGCACUCAGGUAGGGCUACAGUAGGUCAUUCCGGUGUAUGGUAUUAUAUCUAACUUUUCUAUACAGUGGAUAUUACCACAGUUAUGUACUUUCAUACUUACUUGGUUUGAGUUCGAAUAAAAGUCUAUUUUUCUAACAAAAGCUCAGGGUAGUUGCUCUUUGAAAAUGCCACCAUCAUAUGUAUCUUCGAGUAGUCACGGGACACACACACAUACCAAUCCUCAUACACACAGUGACACACACCACCCUCAGACACACACUACCCAUAUAGUGGUAUGCACUGUAAGAAUGUAUGAAGCCCAUUGGCACACAUACAAUGGGCUUGACCUCACAGACACUUAUAAUGGUAUCAGGUAGCACAUUCUCAACAUGCCAUUACAUAAUGCAUAAUUACUGUAGUUAAUGUACUCAAAGAUUAUUAUUGAAUGGUCAAUUGGAUAAGAGCUAGGGUGCAGCAGGGAAGUUGCAGUUCACCAGUUCAAACACUAUUAAUUUAAUAAUAGGCCCCUUUUUUCUCAAUUUCGGCCUGAAUGACGUUCCCAAAGUAAACUGCCUGUUGUUGCUCAGGCCCUGAAGCCAGGAUAUGCAUAUAAUUGGUACCAUUGGAAAGAAAACACUUUGCAAUUUGAAGAAAUUCUGAAGAAAAACCAACCAGAAUUGUCUUUUUUGAGAGCCCAUGCUCUUACAAUGGAAAGUUAUAGGGGCAUCUGAAUUCUAACUCCCAGGGUGUAAUUCCUAUGGCUUUCACAGGGUGUCAGCAGUCUAUGUUCAAGGUUUCAGGCUUGUAACUUCCAAAACAAAUAAGAAAUAUAAGUUUUAGUACAGGGACACAGUCUUGGAAAUUUGUGUAUGCACGCAUACGAUGAAUACAGAAUGCACCUGCUAAGAUCGGUUUCCUAUUGAACAUACUUCUUUCUGUAAGACAUAUUAUAGUUUGUUUACAUUUUAGAGUAUCUGAGGAGUAAAUAGAAACGUAUUUUGACUUGUUGAAACAAAGUUUAGGGGUAGAUUUUCAGAUUCCUUUCUCUGCAUGUUGAACGAGUGGAUUACUCAAAUCGAUGGCGGCAACUAAACUGACUUUUUGGGAUAUAAAGAAGGAUUUUAUCUAACAAAACGACACUACAUGUUAUAGCUGGGACCCUUUGGAUGACAAGAUCUUUCAGAGGAAGAUUUUCAAAAAGUAAGUGAAUAUUUCAUCGCUAUUCUGAAUUUAUUAAACCUGUGCCGGUGGUAAAAUAUUUUGAUGUGGGGCGCCGUCCUCAAACAAUCGCAUGGCAUGCUUUUGCUGUAAUGGCUACUGUAAAUCGGACAGUGCAGUUAUAUUAACAAAAAUGUAAGCUUUCAACAAAUAUAAGACACUUGUAUGUACCUAAAUGUUUAAUAUCCAUAAUACAUUUUUAUGAUUAUUUAUUUGAAUUGCCCACCCUCCAGUUUCACUGGAAGUUGUCCCGCUAGCUGGACGCCUAGCCCUAAGAAGUUGGGUACAUAACAUGUAGGGUUAAGGUAGCCUAGCAGUUAAGAGCGUUGAGCCAGUAACCAAAAGGCCACUGGUUUGAAUUAAGGGCCUGCAAGGUGGAAAAAUCUUCCUUUCUGCUCGAGCCAGAAGUCAAUUAAGGCAGUCCCCUGCAGCUCUCUGAUUGAAAGGGGUUGGGUUGAGACACAUUUCGGUUGAAUGCAUUCAGUUGUGUAUGAAAAUGUCAUGUUUUAAAAUUUGGUGACCCAACACUGGUGUAAAAUUCCUGACCUGUAAGCAUUCUUCCAGUGCUAUCAAGGGUGGCUGAUCAUCUGACUGAUCAUCUCAAUCAGGGCAACUCCAUAUAUCAAAUGCAAUUUGGAUUCAGAACUAACCAUUCUACCGAAACAGCCAAUUGCCAUUUUUUGGAGUGUAUUAAAUCUAAACUGGAUAUAAGUGGUGAAGUCGGCGAUGUCUUUUUGGAUGGCAUUUGAUACUGUGAAUCACGAGGUCCUGUUAUCCAAACUAUCCUCCCUUCAUGUGUCCACGGAAGCCAUUAGUUGGAUGUAUUCCUAUCUGAAUAUUAGAAGGGUUUGUCUGGGGGACACUCAGUCAGACUCUAUUUACUAUAACAUUGGGGUCCCACAAGGGUCAAUAUUAGGCCCCCUUCUGUUUACUAUCUAUAUAAACAAUUUCCCACUUGCUUGACCACAUACACUCAAAAAACAAACAAGUAAACAAGUUAACUGAAGCUAUGAUACAGGUUUAUAAAUGGAUGACUGAUUCUUGCCUGCAUUUAAAUAUUGACAAGACUGUUUGUAUGUACUUCUUUAAGAAAACCAUUCAUUCUUCCCAAAGAGCUGUUCUAGUCAUUAGGGAGAAUCUGAAAGUUGUGUCUAUCUUCUGGUAUCUCGGCGUCAUUUUGGACUCCAUGUCACGUUCUGACCUUGGUUCUUUUGUUAUGUCUUUGUUUUAGUAUGGUCAGGGCGUGAGUUGGGUGGGUUGUCUAUGUUUGUUUUUCUAUGAGUUGGUAUUUCUGUGUUUGGCCUGGUAUGGUUUUCAAUCAGAGGCAGCUGUUAAUCGUUGUCCUUGAUUGAGAACCAUACUUAGGCAGCCUGUUUUCACCCUUGAUUUGUGGGUGAUGAUAUUUUCUGUUUAGUGUGGUUUGCACCUGACGGAGCUGUUUCGGUUGUGCUUUUUGUUUGAUAGUGUUCAGUUUAAAUAAAUAACAUGAACAAGUACCACG